AGGUAUCAGCAUCAUGUGUGUUCAUUGGACUGGGGAUCUUUGCUCUUGCUGUCUUCUGGAUUCGGAAGUGCAGGCAAUCAUCAGGGCUACCAAAACACGAAUACAGCGCCUUGAAAACUGACGGUGAUAAUGAGAAGUUGAGAGCAGAAAGACAAAUACGCAAUGGGGCUUUCAUGAGCUGCAAGCAAAAUCUGGAAGACAACGAGAGAUACGAACUGAAAACGCAGCUGGAAGAUAUAGGAUCGAGGCCUGAAAAACAUUGGUUUAUAGUUCAAGACAACACCCUCGGGGCCGAAAGACUGCUAGCUUUAAUUCCUCUUCCGUCCACGUGUCCGCUGACUCCGUCCCGCUCCACCAGGGACGCCUUGAUCGAGCUGUUCAGGGGGCUGCAGCACCCUUACGUCCACCCCGUGCUCGACGUGGAGUUCUGGAGAGGCGAGGUGGCGGUUAUUAGUCCAGUUAACCCUGCGGGCAGCCUCAAGGACCUCAUCUACGGCGCGUCGUGGUUCGAGGAUUACGAGAAGAAGUACCGGGCCAGAGGGGAGGGGUUGUCCGUGAGAACGAUACAGUGUUUGGGACGGCAGAUCAUAGAAGGACUGAUUUUCCUGAGGAAUAGGUAUUUCCCACCUAUUUAUCAUCUACAUUCUGGCAACGUCAUCAUCCAGAACGGUGUCGCUCGUCUCGCCGGCCUCGAGAACCCUCUGUUGGGCGUGAGCUCCCACGCCUGCGCCCACGCCUGCGUGACUUCCGCCCACGUCUGCCCCGCCCCCGCUGCCCUCGCCUUCGGGCGGCUGCUGUUCGAGAUGGCGACGGGGCGUGAGCCGCCCCCCGGAGCGCCCACGCUUGCCCUCCUGAGGCUCGGGCUGGAACGAGGGGAGCCGCGGGUGGCCGAGGCAUUGGAGUUUAUUUUUCGAGAGGGUGGUGCGCCCUCUUUGGAAGAAUUGGCCAGGUGUGAGCUUUUUCGGGGCGUUGAACUCCGCGAACUGAGAGGAGCCAGUGUGAUUCAGAGUACUUCUACUCCAGAAGUAAUGGAGUUAUUGGAAACCGUCAAAAAUCAUGUACCCCAAUUGCCUUCACGACGUCUACACUAUUCGGAUGAUUUAGAGCCUUGGUUUGCAUGAAUCCGAAAAGAUGUAGUGGUGGUGAUAGAGGACAGGAGAUUAGAAGAUAUCAUAGAAGAAGACAACGAAGACAGUGACUGUAGCAUUGUAGAAUAUUGUAAAGAACGGUAGUAAAAGUAGGUACCUACAUCUCUAGUUUUAGAAAUGGGUCAAUUUUAUACGUGUAUCUUGUAGCGUCUAUAGAACGUAGGUACGUAAUAUUAUGCAGAUGAAUCGUAACUCACUUCUUAUGAUUUUUCAGAGAGAAUUUUGAAAAUUACCUACGUGACAAAAAAAUCAGGACAGCAAAACUUAUUUGAUUGAUUUUUACUAUGAAAGUUGUAGAUACCUAUAGUUCUUGAAGUAUUGUCAAAAAGGAACAAGACAUCAAUUUGAGGGCUGCAACCUAUACCUUUAUUUUCAUGUUGUUGUAGAUACCUU
Phaedon cochleariae (mustard beetle) is the source of this 1541-nucleotide messenger RNA. Lineage: Eukaryota; Metazoa; Arthropoda; Insecta; Coleoptera; Chrysomelidae. The record is from the annotation of a GenBank genome assembly.